This is a messenger RNA of Fusarium pseudograminearum CS3096, 927 nucleotides long. RefSeq lists its product as uncharacterized. The transcript has a single exon. Lineage: Eukaryota; Fungi; Ascomycota; Sordariomycetes; Hypocreales; Nectriaceae. The record is from RefSeq and is a predicted model, not a curated record. Bases 1 to 927 code for a protein of 308 amino acids.
AUGUCUCGUGCAAUCUUCAUCACUGGCGCUACCGGAAAGCAAGGCGGUGCUGUCAUCAACGCCCUUCUUGCCAAGAGCUCUUCUGAGUUUCUCCUUCUCGCAGUCACUCGCAACAAAGAAUCAUCUUCAGCAAAGAAUCUGGCCUCCAAGUCUUCCAACAUAAAGCUCGUCGAAGGCGAUCUUGAUUCCAUCCCUGCUCUGUUUCAGGCCGCUAAGCGAGCCGCGGGAACUGUGCCAAUCUGGGGUGUGUACUCUGUUCAACUUUCCAUGGGCAAGGGUGUUACCCUAGAGGGCGAAGUCCGCCAAGGGAAGGGCCUCAUUGACGAAUCCAUCAAGGCCGGUAUCAAGCACUUUGUUUAUUCCAGUGUCGACCGCGGUGGUGAUGAGAAGUCUUGGACCGACGCUACAGUCGUUCCCCAUUUCAAGACCAAGUACGAGAUUGAGCACCAUCUACGCAACUCCACAAACAAUGGAAAUAGUUCUAUGAACUGGACCAUUCUCCGUCCCACCGCAUUCAUGGAAAACCUCGAGCCUAUCUUCGCGACAAAGAUCUUCCUCACCAUGAUUCGCGACACUCUGAAGGACAAGCCUCUCCAAUGGGUCGCCACCGAAGAUAUUGGCUAUUUUGCUGCCGAAGCUUUCACUGACCCUCAAGGUUGGAACAAGAAGGCGAUCAGCAUAACUGGUGACGAGCUUACUUUUGCUCAACUGAGCGAGGCUUUUGAACAUGCAACCGGUGGGCCUGCAGGAACCACCUUCGGGAUCCUGGGCAAGGCUUUGAAAGUUGGUGUUAAGGAACUUGGAAUCAUGGUCAACUGGUUCAGAGAUGAAGGAUACGGAGCCGAUCUUGCCAAAGUACGACAAUUGAACCCCGAGGCCAAGACCAUGGAACAAUGGGUUAAGACUAGUGCUUUCGUGAGUCAUUGA